UGCUCCGCUCAUCUAGUCUCGAGCUACUACAACAUAAACCACAUACGUGUGUAUACGGUCUCUGCGAAUCAGCCGGCGGGCAGCACCCUUUCACAGGCAUUAUUUUUAAUUUCAGUCCCCUGUUUUCUUUAUUUAAAUCCUGCGCAUUAAGGACGCAUUUACAUGUAAUAGCGGAAAGAGUGUUGUGAUGGACAUUUUGAGGAGAAAUCUCCACACCUGUCUUUGUUAGCAAGUUAGCCUCGUUAAACUCCUCAGCCUUUAAGCAGCCCUCAUCUUUUAUUUACUUUCAUGGUUUUCUGUUCAUUGUUAUUCUUUAAAUUCAUAUUAUAAUAUAUUUAGUCAGACAGCAGUUAUAGCCAAACGUGUAUUAACGGAGGAGCUCUUUGUUCGUGGCUCAGGAACAGACCCACAUCAGCACCGCCUUGCAGUGAUGACGAGGAUGAUGAUGGUGCUGAAGAGGAGACAGAGCUGAGAGCUGAGUGUGUGUGGUUGCGUUGCGUUUGCAUCGGGAGCGGGCAGAACCCCCCUCCCCCACACACACUGCAUCAAUGUUCUCCCCCGACCAGGAAAACAUCUCCACAUCCUCAACCAAAGUGCCAGUCAAAUACGGAGAACUCAUUGUGCUCGGGUAUAAUGGCUCUCUACCCAACGGGGACAGAGGGAGAAGGAAGAGCAGGUUUGCUCUCUUCAAAAGACCCAAAUCCAAUGGCGUCAGACCAAGCACUGUUCAUGUAUCCUGCACCCCACAGGCGGCCAAGGCCAUAAGUAACAAGGAACAGCACAGUAUUUCCUACACGCUGUCACGAGUACAGACUGUAGUGGUGGAGUACACUCAAGACAGCAAUACAGACAUGUUUCAGAUCGGCCGCUCAACCGAGAGUCCUAUAGAUUUUGUGGUGACUGACACCGUUCCCGGGAGUCAGAGCAACUCGGACACUCAGUCGGUUCAGAGCACCAUCUCUCGCUUCGCAUGCCGGAUCAUGUGCCAGAGGACACCCCCUUACACCGCCCGCAUCUCUGCUGCAGGGUUCGACUCCUCCAAAAACAUUUUUCUGGGGGAGAAGGCAGCAAAGUGGAAGACGUUAGACGGACAGAUGGACGGUCUGACUACUAACGGCGUGUUGGUGAUGCAUCCUCGGCUCGGCUUCACCGAAGACUCCAAACCCGGUGUUUGGAGAGAGAUUUCAGUGUGCGGAAAUGUGUUCACUCUGAGAGAGACCCGCUCGGCUCAGCAGAGAGGAAAAAUGAUAGAAAACGAGACGCAAGAGUUGGUAGACGGCUCUCUGAUCGACCUCUGUGGAGCGACCCUCUUGUGGCGUACGGCUGAGGGGCUUUCCCGCACUCCUACCGUCAAACACCUGGAGGCGCUCCGACAGGAGCUGAACGCUGCUCGACCCCAGUGCCCCGUGGGCUUCAACACCCUCGCCUUCCCCAGCAUGCGCAGAAAAGACAUAGUGGACGAGAAGCAGCCUUGGGUUUACCUAAAAUGCGGCCACGUUCACGGCUACCACAACUGGGGGAACCGCGACGUCGAGCGGGACGGAAGAGAGGGCCGGGAAAGGGAGUGUCCCAUGUGCCGUGCUCGUGGGCCGUACGUGCCGCUGUGGCUCGGUUGCGAGGCGGGGUUUUAUUUAGACGCAGCCCCACCCACUCACGCGUUCAGCCUGUGCGGUCACGUGUGCUCGGAAAAGACAGCGGCGUAUUGGAGUCAAAUCCCCCUCCCCCAUGGAACACACACUUUUCACGCCGCCUGUCCCUUCUGUGCGCAGCAGCUCAGCGGUGAACAGGGAUACAUCAGACUGAUCUUCCAGGGGCCUGUGGAUUAAACACACUUGCCUACAACCCGAUAACCCCCCCAGCCUGCUUACUUACAAUAAAUAUUCAGAUGAACAUUCA
This is a messenger RNA of Triplophysa dalaica, 1896 nucleotides long. RefSeq names its product pellino E3 ubiquitin protein ligase 1b (gene peli1b). The coding region runs from base 549 to 1826 and encodes 425 amino acids. The record is from RefSeq and is a predicted model, not a curated record. Gene Ontology annotation, molecular function: protein binding; ubiquitin protein ligase activity. NCBI's taxonomy places the organism in Eukaryota, Metazoa, Chordata, Actinopteri, Cypriniformes, Nemacheilidae. Gene Ontology annotation, biological process: protein K48-linked ubiquitination; regulation of Toll signaling pathway. The transcript has 7 exons.